GUCUGCGUUCUAUUGAAAAUGUGCAUCUUGAAUGCCCAUGGAUCCAACUCGGUACCAUGUGCUCUCACCACCUCAGGUUUUAAAAUGACGGCGUCAUCAAUUAUCAUUUGUAAGCCCCAUGGAAGUAACAUUCAAUCACAGUCACCCACAUAAACAUCACCUCGUCUACAAAAAUGUAAACAGAUAUCGCAUUUACAGUUACCAUCAAUUCAGCGUUGCUUAUCACCAACUUAUUUUUAGCGCUACCUACCCAAACCACGCAGACCCUGGGCACCUCUCUCACAAUGAAGUCGAUUACCCUAUCCGACCCAGGAAAGCCUUCCACAUACAUCUUCAAAGAAUUCCCCAUUCCCGAACCGCUACCAGGCCAUGUCGUUAUCGAAAUCCGAGCAUUCGGUUUGAAUCAUGCCGAGGUGUUCAUGCGAAAGGGGGAAUGGAACGAAACAGCAGAAGUAAGCGGUAUCGAAUGCGUCGGAGUUGUCCAUUCAUGCCCAGGUGGAGAAUUCGCCAUUGGUACGAAAGUAGCUGCGAUAAUGGGAGGAAUGGGCCGGACUAUCCCAGGAAGCUACGCCGAGUACACCCGUGUGCGGGUUGGGAACGUUGCGUCUAUCGACAGUUCGUUGAGCUGGGAAGACCUUGCAGCAAUUCCUGAAACAUACGCAACUGCCUGGACAUGUAUAUUUCGAAAUCUGGAGCUCUCGCGUGGCCAGACCCUACUUGUGCGUGGUGGAACAUCCUCCUUCGGCCAGGCUGCAAUCAAUCUGGCCGUGAAUGCUGGAGCGAAAGUCAUCGCCACAACUAGAAACCUAGAUCGAGCCCCAAUGCUACUAGGACUAGGCGUGAAGCGUGUCGAACUGGAAGGCCCCGAACUGUCGAAGAGAUUGCCCGAGACGAAGAGCAUCGAUGCUGUGUUGGAGCUCGUGGGAAAUAGCGUGCUGCUCGACUCUUUGGCGACUUUAAAACGAGGUGGCCAUCUCUGCUUAGCUGGCUUUCUAGGGGGUCUGGCUCCAAUACCAGACUUUAAUCCCCUGCUCCAGAUGCCGAGCGGUGUGCAUUUCAGCUUCUUUGGAAGCUUCGUCUUUGGAGAACCUGGGUUCCCGCUUUCAGAUGUGCCAUUGCAGAAAAUUGCAAAUGAGGUGGCGGAAGGACGAUACAAAGCAAGGCCAGUGAGGGUGUUUCGGUUUGAGGAGAUUGCAGAGGCCCAUAAAGUGAUGGAUGAAAACCAUGCCGGGGGAAAGAUGGUCGUAGUGGUUGGGAAAGCCUGA
This is a messenger RNA of Pseudogymnoascus verrucosus, 1265 nucleotides long. RefSeq lists its product as uncharacterized. Gene Ontology annotation, molecular function: oxidoreductase activity. The transcript has 2 exons. Bases 285 to 1265 code for a protein of 326 amino acids. The record is from RefSeq and is a predicted model, not a curated record. NCBI's taxonomy places the organism in Eukaryota, Fungi, Ascomycota, Leotiomycetes, Thelebolales, Thelebolaceae.